GAGCAGCCAGCGGCCACCGGCUCCGGCAGCGGCGCAGAGGGGAUCGGCGCGCGCGGCGAGCACGACAUUCCACGGGACCCGCCGAGCCGCGUCGGGAUAGCCGCUGGGCUCCCGCACCCCGACCUUCCUCGGCCUCCGCACCUUCGGCUUGUCCCCCCGCGGCCUCCAGUGGGACGGCGUGACCCCGCCCGGGCUCUGGGUGCUCCCGGGGCCGCGCGCCAUGGGCAGCCCCCGCUCCGCGCUGAGCUGCCUGCUGUUGCACUUGCUGGUUCUCUGCCUCCAAGCCCAGGUAAGGAGCGCUGUGCAGAAGCGGGGGCCGGGCGCGGGGGACCCAGCUGACACUCUCGGGCAGGGACACGAGGACCGACCCUUCGGCCAGCGCAGCAGGGCUGGAAAGAACUUUACAAAUCCAGCCCCAAACUACCCCGAGGAGGGAUCUAAGGAACAGAGAGACAGUGUCCUGCCUAAAGUCACACAGCGAGAAGGCCCGGGCGGGGGGCCUGCGCUGGGCAGGGAGCCCGCUUCCCUGCUCCGAGCUGGCCGGGAGCCCCAGGGUGUUUCCCAACAGCAUGUGAGGGAGCAGAGCCUGGUGACGGAUCAGCUCAGCCGCCGCCUCAUCCGGACCUACCAGCUCUACAGCCGCACCAGCGGGAAGCACGUGCAGGUUCUGGCCAACAAGCGCAUCAACGCCAUGGCAGAAGACGGAGACCCCUUCGCAAAACUCAUUGUGGAGACCGAUACUUUUGGAAGCCGAGUCCGAGUCCGAGGAGCAGAGACAGGUCUCUACAUCUGCAUGAACAAGAAGGGGAAGCUGAUUGCCAAGAGCAACGGCAAAGGCAAGGACUGCGUGUUCACGGAGAUCGUGCUGGAGAACAACUACACGGCGCUGCAGAACGCCAAGUACGAGGGCUGGUACAUGGCCUUUACCCGCAAGGGCCGGCCCCGCAAGGGCUCCAAGACGCGCCAGCACCAGCGCGAGGUGCACUUCAUGAAGCGCCUGCCGCGGGGCCACCACACCACCGAGCAGAGCCUGCGCUUCGAGUUCCUCAACUACCCGCCCUUCACGCGCAGCCUGCGCGGUAGCCAGAGGACUUGGGCCCCGGAGCCCCGAUAGGCGCUCGCCCAGCCCCUCCCCGCCCGCCCUCCUGGCCGCGGACUCCAGUGAGACCUCGGCGGCGGCACUGCGAAGGGGAGGAGCUGGGGAGCUGCCUUCUAGUUGUGCAUAUUGUUUGCUGUUGGGUUUUGUUUUUGUUUUUGUUUUUGUUUUUUUUUUAAACAAAAGAGAGGCUCUAUUUUUGUAUUCCACUGGCUGUGAUGUCUGUCUUCUUAGCUCUCAGGAAAGCCCACUGGUGACCUAAGACUGGGUUCCUGUGGGGCUCCCUGCGGUGGAGGGCUCUCUGGUCUGGCAGAUGUUCUCCUGAAGUCCCAGCACUAGCAGGGCACCUGGCCAGGCCAACCAGGGCCACUCUGUACCCCAGGCAGGGGUAGGGAGAAAAAAAAAAAAAAAAAGAUUAAGCCUAGGUCAGUCCCUUAGGGGUGGGUGUCAGUGAAGGUGGUUGUGUACUAGUUACUAUUAAACGACUGAAACGUUUAUUUAACUUGCAUAUUA
Molecule: messenger RNA, 1609 nt
Organism: Arvicanthis niloticus (Nile rat)
Lineage: Eukaryota; Metazoa; Chordata; Mammalia; Rodentia; Muridae
Gene: Fgf8
Product: fibroblast growth factor 8
Molecular function (GO): growth factor activity
Source: RefSeq, a predicted model, not a curated record